Schistocerca serialis cubense is the source of this 774-nucleotide messenger RNA. RefSeq lists its product as uncharacterized. Lineage: Eukaryota; Metazoa; Arthropoda; Insecta; Orthoptera; Acrididae. The transcript is spliced from 4 exons. The record is from RefSeq and is a predicted model, not a curated record. The coding region runs from base 1 to 774 and encodes 257 amino acids.
AUGAGUGAAAACAGCCCGCCGCUCGACGCCGCGCCACGCCGCGCCACGGCCAGCGCCGCCGCUCUUCCCUCAGCCUCAGGGAGACACGGGCCGCUCGUAAUUACCGCCCAAGUAGCGCGCUGGCUGCUUUUUAGCAGCAGUGGUGGCUGUGAGGCGGCAGCCGUAGGCGUGUGCCAGGGAGCACGUGCAGCGCCCCGCGUGUCGGUUACUGUGUCAGCCAGCGACCUACCUCUCUGGGCUGCGCCGCGCGGCGCGGCCCGCAUGCUGAUGGCGGCAGAGGCAAAGCCAGAGGCCGCUCACCCAGCCGUAGCCCCGCGGGUCUCAGCGCCGGGCCGCCUCAAGUCGCAGCUACUGCUGCCCGGCCCGAAGAAACCACCAUCAGUUGACCUGAAGUGGGUUAAGCCGCAAGAAGCGGACGCGGCGUCACGGCGCGCUGCUAAGUGGCCCGCGGCUGUACAAAGCCUGCGCUGCCGACCCGCUUCCGCACAGCCCGGCACAUACGGUACGUGCCGCUCGGAGAAAAACUCGCAGACCUCACAACCGGGACACGCGAUCGUUAAGAGUGAAAUCAUACCAUCUGUGCCGCAAAAGGGACUAAAGCAGUCUUCACCGCCAAGUGAGAAAGAGCGGUUGGAGUUUAAAGAGGGCCGCGCUCCACCAGCACCAGCCGCAGCGGCAGCGGCAGCAGUCUCCGCCUCAGGUGGUGGUCGGCAGCAGCAAGCGCAGCGCCGCCACGCCGACGCCGACGCCCCCGCCGACGCUGCCUGCCGGUAG